Cyclospora cayetanensis is the source of this 2898-nucleotide messenger RNA. RefSeq names its product vacuolar protein sorting-associated protein 18 homolog. Gene Ontology annotation, cellular component: HOPS complex; endosome. The transcript has 16 exons. NCBI's taxonomy places the organism in Eukaryota, Apicomplexa, Conoidasida, Eucoccidiorida, Eimeriidae. Bases 1 to 2898 code for a protein of 965 amino acids. Gene Ontology annotation, molecular function: protein-macromolecule adaptor activity. Gene Ontology annotation, biological process: organelle fusion; endosome organization; vacuole organization. The record is from RefSeq and is a predicted model, not a curated record.
AUGGAGUGCACUGUUGCCGGCGGGAAAGAGCGGCACCUCCGGCUGCUGAUGCAGCUGCCUAAAUCAUCUCCAGCCCUUGAUAUUUCCGUAGUUUCAGUGGGGGCUGGAUCCGAGAGCUGUGUUGCUGUUCUCGUCGCAACGGAUUCCGAGUUGCUAUGUUUUCAGGGCGUUGGUGGCGUUGCUGCUGCCUUUAGCAGCAAUCCCAACAAGAAUCCCCCCGCUGCACUCUCCGAAGCAGUGGCCUAUGAAGUCUCAUCGGGCUCUGCUGCCGGUCCUGCUGCAACAGCGAAUGCAUCCAGCUCUCUUGCUGUUGACCGUACCAGCAGCACAGAUCCUCAGACGGCGGUAUUCACAGUGUACUGGCUGACACCCAUGGGCUUGCUCAUUGGGGAGCUGCGGCUGCCAGCAGCACCAGCAUCCCUAGCAGCAGCCGGUAGCGGCGGAAAUUUGCUGUCGUUUCCCCCCGAAGUUGUUUUGCUGCCCGCUGCCCCUUUAGUAGCUGCUGCAAGCAGCAACAGUACAGCAGCAGCAGCAGCAGCAGCAGAUGCAGCAGUAGCAGCGAAAGACGCCCUUAACCCGCAGCACGGCCCCGUACCUCUGGCCUUCGUUGCCACAUCCCGGCACUUCCUCUUUCUGUUCGAGCACUGCAUUGUAGCUUACUCCAAGAUUUCUAGACAAUAUAGCAUGUCUCUUCCCCUGCCUCAACAUUUAUAUGGCAAGGCCCUCCAGCUCCUGCAUGACACCAGCAGCAUUUGCAGCAGCAACAACAGCAGCAGCAGCAGCAGCAAGGGCUUGGUGCUGCUGACCACAGAAUUUGCUGCCCACCUCCUGCUGCGACACGAAGACGCCAACGUCUGGGAGCUGCUUCUGGCUAGCCAGGAUUACACGGGAGCCCUGGCAGCAUGCAACACAACGCAGCAGCGGGAGAUAGUGCAGCGGAGCAAGGCUCGGCAGCUGCUGCAACAACAGCAGUGGGUGGCCGCAGCAGCAGCCCUCGCGUGCUGCUACACAGUCGGAUUCGAUGACGCAUGCUGCUUGCUGCUGCAGCUGCAACAGCAGCUCCCCCAGCAGCAGCAGCAGCUCCUCCAUGCACUGCGAGUGUAUGUUGCAGCCAAGCUGCAGCAGCUCGCUGACACGGGACCAAGACAAAAAGUGCUACACAAGACGUACCAGUACCUUGCGCCAGGACACCGACCAUCUCCACAGCAGGUGGUCUUAUUUACGUGGCUGUUGCGGCUGCUGCUGCAACAGCUUAAUUCCAUAGAUGCUGAAGCCUUGCGAGCUGCCUCGCCCCCACUUCCACCAAAAACAUCGGCAGCAGCGGCAGAAACAAAUGUAGCACUAGAACCCUCAGUAGCGACUGGUGGCAGCAGCAAUGAAGCUGCGCUAGGGGAGGCCCUGCAGCGGACACAGCAAGAAAUCCGGCAUCUUCUCACCGAGUUUAAGCAUGUUGACGAGUUACAUGGCACAGUGGUGAGCUUGUUGCAGAGCAGCGGCCGUACUGGCUUGCUGCGAGACUUUCUGCUGAUGCGGGGUGAUGAGGAGACAUGCGCUCGCCUCUUUCUGAAUUCUGCGCAAUACCGAGACGCACUCGACGCAAUUCUGGCUAUCCAGAACAUCGAGAUUCGCAACAGCCUGUUUGUGUCGUAUGCCCCGUUGUUACUGCUUCAUCGCCCACAGCAUUUUGCUGCUGCGGCGAAGAGACCUGAGCUGGCCACAUUGGAGCCUUGGCGCUUGCUGCCGGCGCUGCUUUUACCAAUCACCAUGCUGCAGCGCGAUCAGCAGCAACAAGAAAAGCUGCAGCCGCAGAGCAGCACUAGAAGUUACGCGUGCUGGAGAGCCGCCGUGCAACUCGCCAAACACUUCACGGAGGCCCAUAUGAACAAACCCGGUAUGGCAUUUCCUUUUGUGAAGGGAAGCGCACUGUCCGCGAGUGGGGCUCCCGCCAGCAGCAGCAGCAACGCCAGCGGCACUGGCAGUUGCAGCUGGGCCUCUUCAGCAGGCGUGAGCACAGCGCUCUUGCUAUUGCUUGCUGAGGCUCCCGAUGUCUCAGAGGAGGAUCUAACGUCUGUUAUCGGGAACGGUGGUGGAGGGUUCGACGCGCUGUUGUGUCUGCGCCACUGCCAAGAGAAAAACAGGCGCCGGGGAGUCAUCUUAUUGUAUGUUCACCUCAAGCGCUAUCAGGAAGCAGUGCGCAUGGCGUUGGAUGCCGCCGACGUUCCCCUGGCGGAGGAGGCAGCAUCGAACUGUGGAGAUGAAGUUCUUAAAAGAAACUUGUGGCUGGAUAUCUGCCGCUACAUAGGGGAACGGGAAGAUGUUGCUUCCUUGCUGGCUCUCGUGGAGCGAUCCAAGCACUGCAUUAAGAUACAGGACUUGCUUCCACUGCUGCCGGAUGCAGCUUUGCUGCGAGAUGUGGGUCCUGCCUUGCGGGAAGCAGCAGCAUCAGCUCAGCGUAGCAGCAGCAGCAGCAACAAUGCCCUGCAGCAGCACCUUGUUGCUAUCCGAGACCUCAAAGAUCAGCUGCAAGCCGUUAACCAAAAAUGCGUGUUGAUCGACGCGGAUCACCUGUGCGAUCUCUGCGGAGCGGCCGUCAUUUGCAGCAAAUUCUUUGCCUUUCGAUGUGGUCACUGCAUGCACGCGACCUGUGUUCAGGCUCUCCAGAUCCCUGCCAUGAGCCCCGAGGAACUUUCGAGGUUUGACCGCAGUGUUGAAGCUCUUGCAGUCGCGAUGCAGGAGAAUUCAUCCAACAUUGAGGCGCUGGAAGACGCCGUUGACGGCUUCUUGUCCCGGGAAUGCCCUCUUUGCGGCAGCUUGAUGAUUCGCUCCAUCCAUGUGCCUCUUGUAGACCCCAACGACACCACACAGAUUGACGCCUGGACUCUUGACCCCCAACCGUAA